This is a messenger RNA of Adelges cooleyi (spruce gall adelgid), 1829 nucleotides long. RefSeq names its product protein hairy (gene hry). Gene Ontology annotation, cellular component: nucleus. The transcript has 3 exons. The record is from RefSeq and is a predicted model, not a curated record. Gene Ontology annotation, biological process: regulation of transcription by RNA polymerase II; regulation of neurogenesis; anterior/posterior pattern specification. Bases 76 to 924 code for a protein of 282 amino acids. Lineage: Eukaryota; Metazoa; Arthropoda; Insecta; Hemiptera; Adelgidae. Gene Ontology annotation, molecular function: DNA-binding transcription factor activity, RNA polymerase II-specific; RNA polymerase II cis-regulatory region sequence-specific DNA binding; protein dimerization activity.
GCGCGCGCGCCCGCGUCUCAUCAUUAUUUCGUUCGUUUUCAGUACGGGAGCCGCACGCUCACCACGCGCCUAAUCAUGACUUCCGGAGUGGCGGCAACGGAAGGCUCGCCUUUGUCCGCGGACACGAUAUGCUCUCAGAAAAAGACCAACGAAAACAACCGACGGAGUAACAAGCCGAUAAUGGAAAAGAAACGGAGAGCCAGAAUCAACAAUUGCCUUAACGAAUUAAAAUCACUUAUUUUGGACGCUACUAAAAAAGACCCAGCCAGACAUUCCAAAUUAGAAAAGGCUGAUAUAUUAGAAAUGACCGUAAAACACCUAGAGACGAUGCAAAAGCAAGGCGUGGCACUAUCAGCGGCUACCGAUUCUACAGUGGCCAACAAGUUUAAGGCCGGCUUUUCCGAGUGUACGAACGAAGUGAGCCGAUUUCCCGGACUUGAGCCUAACGUCCGGAAACGGCUUAUCCAACACUUGAGCACGUAUUUUACUAAAGAAAACGGUGGUGGCGUUAGUGAAAAAUCACCUCGGCCCCCUUCGGAAACGGCCAACCUCCAACUACACCUAGACUCCAACCAAAACGCCAUACUGUUGGGUACAACCGGUUCGACUUGCGGCGUUCAACUUGUGCCCACCAGAUUGCCCAACGGCGACAUCGCAUUAGUGCUGCCGUCUAGGUCUGCCGAACAAACGACGGCGCCUCCGCCACCACACCCAAUGUCACUUGUCAUGUCACCCACUCCUCCGUCCACACGGUCUGAAUCGUCGGGUACUGAUUCGCCUAACCCCGACAGACCUUCUUCGUGUUACUCUAUGGGCAGUUGUGAUAGCUCGGAUGCGUACAGUCAGUCGGACUUGCCAUUGGCCUUGGUGACCAGAAGAGAUGAAGAAAAGUCCAUCUUAGAAGAACCGUGGCGGCCGUGGUAGCCAUUUCAAUUUGAUCUUCAUUUUUAUCAUCUUCAUUUAAAAACCGAUUCUCAUUAAGUAUGAUUAAGUUUUGUUUUAUUAUUAAUAUUUUUGUUUUUUUUUUCAAUUUUGAAAAUAUGCGCACACGUCAUUUUGCUCAUUAGAAAAAUGUUUCAAUUCUUUGUGCCAUAUAUUCAAGUUGAUAAAAUCGUUAAAUUUGGAUUUAUAUAGAAGAAAAAAGGCUGGUAGUGCAUAACUAUUUCAUAAGACAGUUAAUAUAUAUGUAUAUUUUUUUUAUGUUAUCAUUUGUCAUAUUUAAACUAAUUAUUUUUUUAAAUCAUAUUUAAGAUGACCACUUGCUUACACAAUAAAAAAAACAGGAUUCGUGCAAUUAUUUCAUUGAUUUAAUUUCCCUAAUCAAAUAAAAUUGCCGGGCAAUAGUGCAAAGAGUGUAAACAAUGUUUGUGGUUCUCUUAUUCAAUUGUCAUAUUAAUUUGUGUUGAAAUUACCUCCAUUUGCCAUUAUACUUAAUAAGCAAUGUAUUUCAAAGUUUAAUAGAUAUGUGCUAAAAUUGAAUUUUUUCAUAAUACAUUUGUCUUGUAUAAAUAUUAGUAAAAACUAAUUAUCAGGUUAAGUAAAAUUAUUUAUACUUAUGUUGUUUUGUUGAAUAUUGUAUAAAUAUAGAGGAAUAUAAGUAACAUAUGCUCAUCCUAUGGUCAUGUAUUCGCCUUAACAGCAAUAAUCACUUUGUCUUCCAUUAAUUAUUUUUUUGUAUUAUAAUAAGCUUAACUAUAAAACGCGUCAUAAUUUUAAAAAAUGUAUUUAUUUCUUAUAUUGUUUUAUUUUAUUAUUAUGUGAAAUAUUUAUAAAAUGUCAUAAGCGAACCUAAGUACCUAAUAAAAGUAUGUUACAAAUUUCAUGUGAAA